AUGUUGCACUUUCUAGAUGAUAUGAUCUUAGGCUCUUCUUUCUAUACAUCUUAUAUCAAUACAAAAUUCGACCAAAAUAUAGAUUAUUUGGAAUAUGUACCUCAGAUAUCUUCUUCAACAACAGAACACUAUUUACAGGAUAACUCAAAUCUAAUAAAUUUCAUUAAAUAUAUAAACUCAGAUCCUGAUUACAAGUAUGGCAAUCAGUUUCUUUACACUAGAUUACAAAAUAUAUGCUGGCGAAGAAUUUUCAAGAAUCAUAAGAACUUACCUGACUUGAAUCCAUUGAUUAUAAAUUGGGAUAAGAAUUCUGAUAUUACUUGGUUAUUUGGUCCAAGAGUAGAACUUGACUUACCGGCAGUAGCAACGUCAGCAGCAUCAUCGCUAGCCAAAUCUUCAAAACAAGAGGGGAAAACAUUUAUAACUACAAAAAGCCAAAAUCAAUAUUCUCUACAACAACACAUUCCAAUACAAAAAUCGGUUAAAGCUAAUAAUGAAGAUGAAGACGAGGAUAAAAUAUCUGUAUCGUCUUAUGAUUCAGAUUCAUCAAUGGAUUCACAAUAUAGCCAAGAUUUCAUCCACACUUCAGCAGCUUCUCUUCCAAUUAGAAAAGAUUCAAGUUGUUCUAUAACAUCAUCGUAUUUUGAAGAAGAAGUAGAAGAUGACGAAGAAAAACAACCUGUGGAUGAAAUAACAGUUCCCGCCGUGAAGUCAAUAUUGAAGAAACAGAGCACAAACAUCAGUGAUGACGGAGGAGCCAUCAAGAGUAAGAAGGAACAAAAAAAAGUAGUUUCCUUUAAUUAUAUUAUAAAUACGCGAGAGAUUAUUGAUAACAUAUCACUAGAUUAUAACUUUUUGGAUAAAAACUGUAUCUGA
Messenger RNA from Lodderomyces oxycetoniae, 876 nucleotides. RefSeq lists its product as uncharacterized. The transcript has a single exon. The coding region runs from base 1 to 876 and encodes 291 amino acids. Lineage: Eukaryota; Fungi; Ascomycota; Pichiomycetes; Serinales; Debaryomycetaceae. The record is from RefSeq and is a predicted model, not a curated record.